Molecule: messenger RNA, 1236 nt
Organism: Metarhizium album ARSEF 1941
Lineage: Eukaryota; Fungi; Ascomycota; Sordariomycetes; Hypocreales; Clavicipitaceae
Exons: 3
Coding region: 1-1236 (411 amino acids)
Cellular component (GO): actin cortical patch
Molecular function (GO): phosphatidate phosphatase activity
Source: RefSeq, a predicted model, not a curated record
AUGGCGCACAAGACUUACACACCCUCGACUUCUGCCAAUGCGAUGCAGCUCCGAACAAGACAAAAGAACAAGUUCGACGAGAUCGAGUCUAGCCUUGGUCUUGCCAGAAGCUCCAGGAUACCGCUGGCACAGGGACAGUCGCGGCUCACCAGCUGGCUCAAUCGGGUCCAUCUUUUUCAGCCAUUCGCGAAACCUGCUACCGACAAUGAUGUUAUCUGGCUGCUUGACAACACCGCCUACAAGUCCAUGAGCACGGGGGCCUGGCAGGCCGAGUUUGUUGCAGCUGUUUUCGAGCGCGAGGACAAGGAGACGCUCGUUGACAUGGUGACGGCAGUCAUUCGCGCAGUGGGAUUGGCAGAUGAUGCCACUCGACGGAAGACGGUUGAAGAGAGGCUGCUUCCCUUCCUCUGGGACAUUCGUCCUGCCACAAUGGUCACGGCUAGCCAAAGCAGCAGGGAGUUGAAAUUAGGGCCAACCAACACCAACGGGUUGACAUCAAACGUGCUCAACGUCUCCAGCAGCGGCCGUGGUUCGCUUGUCAAGGCGUCCACAAAGAUUGGCGAUGGUCGUGGUAGCAUCGUCAAUAUGCAAACUUACUAUGCUGGUGACGACGGUUGGGGAAUCAUCUCCGAUGUAGACGACACAAUCAAGGUGACGAUGACGAGUGACCCGGUUGGCAUACUUCGCGAAACAUUUAUUAACUCCCCGACUCCCAUCCCUGGAAUGCCUGAGCUUUAUGCGAAAAUCAAGUCUCUUUUACCAUUAGACACUGCUUGGUUCUACCUGUCAGCCUCGCCAUACAACCUGUAUCCCUUUUUGAAACAGUUCCGCAAGCAACAUUAUCCUCCAGGUACUCUGAUUCUCCGUGAUUCAAGCUGGAAAACCGUGGCGGGUUUGCUUUCUGCGUUAACACUGAGGACGGAAGAAUACAAGGUGGAUCGGAUGAAGAAAAUCAACACCUGGCUGCCAAGGCGGAAAAUGAUUGUAAUUGGAGAUUCCACGCAAUCAGACCCAGAGGCGUACGGCGAAAUCUACCGAGCUGUGCCGGGUUGGAUCAGACUCAUCUUGAUACGCAAGGCCACUGAUGUUGCAGCUGUUGGGAUUAGAGAGAAGAAUGAGCCGGAGAGAUUCGAGAAAGCCUUCAAGGACAUUCCUCGAGACGCCUGGCACGUAUUUGAAAACCCCCGGGAAUGUGUGGAGAUUAUCAGGAAGACUAUACAGGAAGGGGGGCACUGA